Aspergillus bombycis is the source of this 960-nucleotide messenger RNA. RefSeq names its product BTB/POZ domain-containing protein. The record is from RefSeq and is a predicted model, not a curated record. Lineage: Eukaryota; Fungi; Ascomycota; Eurotiomycetes; Eurotiales; Aspergillaceae. Gene Ontology annotation, molecular function: protein binding. The coding region runs from base 1 to 960 and encodes 319 amino acids. The transcript has 2 exons.
AUGUCAGUCACAUUGGUCGAUCCCAUCGGCGACAUUAUCCUCAAGUCCGGCGAUGAUUCGUUUCAGGUCUCGUCCAAGAUCCUGUCUACAGCUUCCCCUGUAUUUUCCGUUAUGUUCAGCCCUCUCUUCAAGGAGGGUGCGUCGAUGGUCGAUGGGCCGAAGGAGCCAGUGGCCAUACGCCUGGGAGACGACGAUGCCGAAGCACUCCUGGCGUUCUGUAACAUGGUGCAUUUCCGAACUGACGAGAUAUCGGAAAAGCCGACUGCUACAUUUCUGGAAAGAUUCGCUGUGCUCGUUGACAAAUAUAUGUGCAAGAAGGCAGUUAUCUCCCAAGUCAAGGUAUGGCUGUUGAAAAAUCUACAAAGCCUGUCUGUCACGGAGCUGUGUCCAUUGCUGUUGCUCGCGUAUAUUAUGGAUUUACCGGAGAGAUUCGCUACCAUCUCAAAGGAAAUUCUCUUCAAUCAUGUGGGUUCCUAUUCUGAAUUAAUCUUGUUGGCGGAUCACCCACUCAUGGACAGCAACAUCGUCGUGGAAUUUGAGAGAAAGAAAUAUGAACUCCAUCGUAUGGUCAGGAAGGCACUUACCAGCGUACUUUAUAGCCUGACUGCCUUCAAAACCGACGAAUCCAAGUACAUAUCGCUUUAUACGUUGAAGCUACAAGCGCGUGGGCUGCUUCCAGGAACCGAUGCCUUCGAAGCCAAGAGCUUCAAACAAGUGUGCUGGGACGUAUCGACACUGUCUAAGUUCCACCUUCAGCCUUGCAAGGUGCAAGGCUGUGUAUGCACGUCUCAUAAAGCAUUGGAACAUGAUAGAAAGGUAGCGAGAAUAUUGAAUAACUGCAAAGAUGCAAAGGUGGGCCUUUGCUUGGACUGCUUACGGUCGGAGGGUUCAUCCUUCCCAAAUUGUCGUUUUACUCACCCUCUCGCCGGGGAUGACAAGGCCCUUUUUGCGGCAGCAUAA